This is a messenger RNA of Dibothriocephalus latus, 474 nucleotides long. NCBI's taxonomy places the organism in Eukaryota, Metazoa, Platyhelminthes, Cestoda, Diphyllobothriidea, Diphyllobothriidae. The record is from the annotation of a GenBank genome assembly.
AUGUUUAUUGGCCUGACGUUUCGACAUCCGUCUCUUUUUUCUUCUAUCCCUCAGGAUCUGGCAAUCGAGACCGUCGAAUUACUCCUACGAAACAAAUACGGUGAGACGGAGAAUCGCCCUGGACAUGCGCAAAUUCUACAGCUCCUGAAGUUCUGUCUCAGGACGCGGUCCUGCAACGACUGGAGUCGCUAUUUUUCCAAGAAACGUCUCAAAAGCGCCUCCCCGGACAUCCAAUUUACGAUGGAGGAAGAAGAGAACAACCAGCUGGCCUUUCUCGAUGUCCUCGUCUGUCGCAAAGAUUAUGGUGGUCUAAAGACUAAAGUAUUCAGGAAAGCGACAAACACGAUGCAAGUAGUGAAUAACAACAGCAACCACCCAAUCAGCCACAAACGCAGUUGCGUGAAAACACUCUCUCUGCGUGUUGAGACGCACUGCAGCGAAGAAGAAAACAAAGUUACCGAGGUAGAAUACCUC